GGGGGUUGCCUCUUGCCCUAUGACAGCUGGAGCUCCCCUACAAUCCUGAGUUGGAUUUAGUAGAAAAAAGGAUGGAUAUAGACAUUUGCAGGGAGACAUAUAUUUAAAGAAGUAUUGCUAAUGUUCAGAAUGAUGACCUAACCCUAACCUCAACUGACAAAAUUUAAAUUCAUUCAGAUUUUAAUUCAUUUUAGGUACAUUGCUAAUCCAUUAUCCUAAUUGUGUUGUGCUUUCAGUGAAACGAUAAAAUCACCUAGUUCUUACCAGGCACGAUGAGGACCUCCGUACUUUUCAUACCAAUGUGUUACAGGACAUUCUGUCAUGAAGUAGUGCCCUUUGGUCAAAGAACUAAGAGCCUACUUAAAUAAUGGGUCUUCGGAGACAUAUUUGAAUGGAUGCAUGACGUUCUGAUAGAUCGAUGUCUGAUUGAAAGAUGAUUACAUUCAUCCAACUGGAAAGACCAGUCAGUCAGCGACACACUUACAGGGUUAUAAGAUGCUGAUCUGGCCUCGAAACCCAUCUAUCAUUCAGGUGUAGGUCUUGACAGAACUCUGUGCUCACGCCACUAAACCACAUCAAGGUAAGAAAGAUCGCCAAGAGACACUUUCAGACAAUACUAACACACUAAAAGCAUUCAGCUUGGGCUUUGGACAUCUCCAUGUUACAUGGGGAAGUGUUGAUCUGUCAGCAACAUGAGGUUUUGUGAAACUUUGUGAAACAGAUUUCCACAUACUAUCUUAUACUUUGAGCUGAGUGUGAAAUAUCUUUCCUGGUAUUUCCUGGUAUAUAGGGUAAAUGCCUCUGAUCAGUGUUUUAGUUUUUUUGUGUGUCUUUACUAGAAACUGGAUUCAAACACUAACCCUAAGAUUAAGGUUUGAAACAACAGCUGGUUUUCAUAUUGAGGACCACACUCAGGCUUUUAUCAGAUGUCUGAGAAAUACGGACCUACACCAUGCAGGACAGACGUAUCUUAAACCGCGUAGCUAUGUAAAGACCAAAGAUCAAGUCUUAUGAUGGGUUUGAUCUGCUCCUCAUUAAAUAACCAUAAUGAUACUGUUAGUAGGUUUGUUGAUUAAUCUGUAUAAGAAAUUAUUAUUCGAUCAUUCGCAUGAAUUAUUCUAAUGUACUUACCAAAUCCUGUUGUGCGCAUUUUGGGCUAUUUUACAGCCGUUUUGACCGUCUUAUCUGUUCUGAAAAUAAAAAAGGUAACCAUAUAAUUAAUGGUAUAAUAUAGUUUGAAUAAUUCUAUAAUUCUUUGGUUUCACUCAGAAGCCCAAACCAUGUCUUCAAAAACCAAUGUAGCUCAACCCCGACCGUUUGUCGCAACAACUCUAUCCAACGAGUGGACGUCUGGCAUCUGUGAUUGCUUCCAAGACCCACUUCACUGCUUGUUUGCUACUGCGUGCUUUCCUUGCUUUGCCUGUAUGACGGCUCGCGAAGCUGGGGAGUGCCUAUGUUUACCUCUGCUUGAUGCUUUUGGAUGCAUCCCUCCCAUGACUACAGCUAUCAGGGUGUCCAUUCGUCAGCGAUAUGGCAUUGAGGGAACAAUCUUCAAUGACGUUUUGCAUGCUUUCUUCUGCGGGCCCUGCAGCUGGUGUCAGAUAUCAAGAGAGAUGAAAAACAGGAAGAAUCCCAUCACCAUUACCAGCACCACUGCCUAAUAAGAACUAAACGUUCUCUCCCUUGACAUCACUUUUGAAAAGGACGUCACUGCCAUCAUCAGGGACUUUUUUUUAUCAUCAAUGUUUUCACGCUUAAAGAAUUAAGAAAAGGGCUUUAUCAUUCAAAUCUCUGAGACGUUGCAGGCAUGUCUGCUGGAGGGAAACGUCAAUAAGCAGCAAAUA
Messenger RNA from Menidia menidia (Atlantic silverside), 1844 nucleotides. Lineage: Eukaryota; Metazoa; Chordata; Actinopteri; Atheriniformes; Atherinopsidae. The record is from the annotation of a GenBank genome assembly.